This is a messenger RNA of Scutellospora calospora, 609 nucleotides long. NCBI's taxonomy places the organism in Eukaryota, Fungi, Glomeromycota, Glomeromycetes, Diversisporales, Gigasporaceae. The record is from the annotation of a GenBank genome assembly.
AUGCCUUCGAUUUCUUCUAUAAACCCCGAUGAAAAAACUGCAAUAAGAAAGGUUAUAAAAACCCCCAAAAAUCAAAUCAUCACCGCAACUGUUGUUCGACUUUAUGUUGCGCACCCUAAUCCAGAUGAGUGGACUUACAGCAACCUUAUGGGUGCCGUAGCCUUUGUCAAAGAUCAAGAAAAAAAUUCUUUUUUUUUUCGUUUAGUAGAUUUGAUGAAUGGUCACGGAAUUUUAUGGGAACAAGAAUUAUAUAAAGAUUUUCAAUACAACGAAGAACGCCCAUUCUUUCAUACCUUUUGCACUGAUGAUUACUAUGCUGCGUUCUCUUUUGCCAGUGAAACUGAAGCCAAAAACUUCUGCAAGAAAGUUAUAAAUAGGGAGAAACUCGCUGAUAAAGCUAAAAAAAACCAAAAAAAUUCUAAAAGUGGUGGAAUAUUUAGCAAUAACAAAAAAAAGAAUAAAAUAGACAAGGCGACGAUCAGUCAACCAUCUGAUUUUAGGCAUCUCGGACACAUAGGUUUUAAUCCUGAUACUGGAUAUGAUGUACAAAAUAUAGAUCCUUCAUGGAGAGGUCUGUUUGAGCAGCUGAGUGAAAUGGGUGUCAGUCAG